Postia placenta MAD-698-R-SB12 is the source of this 1471-nucleotide messenger RNA. Its product is annotated as glycoside hydrolase family 5 protein. The coding region runs from base 1 to 1425 and encodes 474 amino acids. Gene Ontology annotation, biological process: glucan catabolic process. Lineage: Eukaryota; Fungi; Basidiomycota; Agaricomycetes; Polyporales; Adustoporiaceae. Gene Ontology annotation, cellular component: extracellular region; cell surface. The transcript has 6 exons. The record is from RefSeq and is a predicted model, not a curated record. Gene Ontology annotation, molecular function: beta-glucosidase activity.
AUGGCGUACUUGAGGGUGUCCGGAACUAAGAUUGUCGACCAGAAUGGUAAGGAGGUCAUUCUUCGCGGAGCGGGACUCGGAGGAUGGAUGAACAUGGAGAAUUUCAUCUCCGGAUACCCCGGUAUUGAGUCCCAGAUUCGUGCUGCGCUAGCGGAUGUGGUCGGAAAAGCGAAGUCUGAAUUCUUUUUUGAUAAGUUCCUGGAAUAUUUCUUCCAGGAUGCGGAUGCGGCCUUUUUCAAAAGUUUAGGACUUAACUCCAUUCGCAUUUCUGUGAAUUACAGGCAUUUUGAAGAUGACAUGCAUCCGCGCGUGCUCAAGCCCGAGGGUUUCAAGCAUUUGGACCGCGUCAUUGACCUCUGCGCCAAGCAUGGCAUCUACACAAUUCUUGUUCUGCAUACUGCUCCGGGAGGACAGAACGGCGACUGGCACUCAGACGCCGGGACGCACAUCGCGAACUUCUGGAAUCACAAAGACUUCCAGGACCGCGCAAUCUGGCUCUGGGAACAAUUAUCAAAACACUACGCAGGCAACACUUGGGUCGCCGGCUUCAACCCCCUUAACGAACCGACGGAUCCCUACCAUACUCGCGUCGUUGACUGGUACGACAGAGUGUACACCGUAAUUCGGCAGAACGACCCACACCAUAUCUUGUUCUUUGACGGGAACACGUUCGCGUCUGAUUUCUCGCACUUCGGUGACGCCCACUUGCGGUGGAAGAACUCGGCGUAUGCAAUCCAUGACUACAGUCUUUUCGGCUUCCCAAGGUCGCCCGAAGAAUACACAGGCGACGAGACGCAACGUAGACGUUUGCGCAGGAGCUACGAGAAGAAGAGAGAGUGGAUGGACGCGCAUGGAUUGUGUGUAUGGAAUGGCGAAUGGGGCCCAGUAUAUGCACGUACGGAGUACGAGGGCGCAAAGACCGAAGCCAUCAAUCAAGAGCGCUUCAAGGUGCUUAAAGACCAACUCGACAUCUAUAACAAGGAUCGCCUGUCCUGGUCGAUCUGGUUAUACAAGGACAUCGGCUUCCAGGGCAUGGUAUACGUCUCCCGCGAGACGCCGUACAUGAAGUUGUUCAAGGACUUCCUUGCGCAAAAGCACCGCCUGGCACUUGACGCAUGGGGCGCCGACGACUCUCAGGUUCGGCCCGUGUACCAGCCACUUAUCGACCUCAUCACUACAGAGGUGCCACCUGAACACCAGAACCUUUACCCAUUCCCAGUAUGGAAGCUGUCCGACCGCGUCGGCCGCCUGGCACGCAACAUCUUGUUGUCCGAGUUCUUCGUACGCCCGUGGGCGGAGCAUUUCCGGGGCAAGAGCGUCGAGGAGUUGGACGAGAUUGCGCGAAGCUUUAGCUUCGAGAAUUGUCUGCACCGAGACAGGCUGAACGAGAUUCUCACCGAUAAUGCAAGUUUGGUAGCAGAGUAAAACAACGUGUACAAUGCACUCCGAAAUACAAACCUAUUUUUGGUGG